UAAAUAAAUAAAUCUGGUUGCAAAAGCUCAUUAGUGUGAAGAGUAACUAUGUCUCUUACAGCAAUAGUUUUGCUUUAAAUAUGUAUUACAAAUAUUCACAAGUAUGGUGAACUGAAAAUGAGCCAGAUUAAUUUCAAAGGCUAAUAUGCCAAGAACCAUUUCUUAAAUUUUAACCCUUUAUUUAAAAAGGACCUAUUAAUCUAUCUUUCUUUGUCAUUGAUUCGGAGAGUACUUAGAUCAGUGCCAGUCUCAAAAUGCACUUCUAUUUAAAUUGUAUUUUAUUUAAAUUGUAUUACUUAUUUAUUACUGUACAGGGUAUUGAAUAUUGGCCAUUUUAUGUCUGUGAGCCACCCUAAGUCCCCACGAGGAAAUGGGGCAGGAUAUAAUACAGUUUUGUUGUUGUUAGUAUACUAUUUGUUGAUAUUUCUUUUUAUCUUUAUAUAUGCUAACAUUAUAUAAUUGCUUUCUGCAGUACAUACUGACAUCUUAGAACCACUUCCUUCACAAUGAAAUCUAUGGAAGAUCAAGUUGUACAAGAAGAACCAGGAUACCAAGAUGAUGAGGAAUCCUUUUUCCAGGAUAUUGAUCUAUUACAGAAGCAUGGAAUAAAUGUGGCUGAUAUAAAAAAGUUAAAAUCAGUGGGAAUUUGUACAAUCAAAGGGAUUCAAAUGACAACAAAACGAGCACUAUGCAACGUGAAGGGACUUUCAGAGGCUAAAGUGGAGAAGAUAAAAGAGGCUGCCAACAAGCUUAUAGAACCAGGAUUUCUAACUGCUUUUGAGUACAGUGAGAAACGGAAGAUGGUAUUUCAUAUCAGCACAGGAAGCCAAGAGUUUGAUAAGCUUCUGGGAGGUGGGAUUGAAAGCAUGGCAAUCACAGAAGCCUUUGGGGAAUUCCGAACAGGCAAAACACAGCUUUCCCAUACUCUCUGUGUGACAGCCCAACUUCCAGGAGCGGAUUAUACUGGUGGGAAAAUUAUCUUCAUUGACACAGAAAACACUUUUCGUCCAGACCGUCUUCGUGAUAUUGCUGAUCGCUUCAAUGCAGAUCAUGAUGCAGUUCUUGACAAUGUCCUGUAUGCACGGGCAUAUACUAGUGAGCAUCAGAUGGAAUUGCUUGACUUCGUUGCUGCCAAAUUCCACGAAGAACCUGGCAUCUUCAAACUAUUGGUUAUUGAUUCCAUUAUGGCCCUGUUCCGUGUGGACUUCAGUGGUCGUGGGGAACUGGCUGAAAGGCAACAGAAACUGGCUCAGAUGCUAUCAAGGCUUCAGAAAAUAUCAGAAGAAUACAAUGUGGCUGUCUUUGUGACAAACCAGAUGACUGCUGACCCAGGAGCAACUAUGACCUUUCAGGCAGACCCCAAGAAGCCAAUUGGAGGCCACAUCCUUGCUCAUGCUUCCACAACCAGGAUUAGUUUAAGGAAGGGCAGAGGAGAGCUGCGUAUUGCCAAGAUAUAUGACAGCCCUGAAAUGCCUGAAAAUGAAGCCACAUUUGCAAUAACGGCUGGAGGAAUUGGAGAUGCCAAAGAGUAGACAGGUUGUUGUGGUGAACAGCUGAGGCACUUCAUUGGUUCAGCAUUCAUUGUAUCAAAUUCAGAUUUCCACAUUCAAUUUUUAAAAUCUGGUUGCUGGGGGCUUUGUGGGGUUUUUUUAAAAUUGGCAACAAGUAGCUUGGCAGAGGUAAGGUGCCAAGACAUACUAAUCACAGGUUAAGAGUCACCUAGUUGUCUUGAGAAUGAAGACUUACCAACAAACCGCAAAAUAUAUGAAAUGAUUUUUUAAGAUAUUUGACCCUGGUUAUUACUGGAUACUGGGUUUUUUUUUCUUAAAACAAUAUUUAAUUUAAACAACCUACCCUAAUCUAAGGACCCUUGUAUAUUGUUGCAGUUUUUCUCUAUAUACAUGAAAAAUAGAAAAUAAACAUCUUGGAAUGUUACUGAAAAUGAA
Anolis sagrei ordinatus is the source of this 1946-nucleotide messenger RNA. It is a transcript of the gene DMC1, whose product is annotated as DNA meiotic recombinase 1. Gene Ontology annotation, biological process: mitotic recombination; DNA repair; DNA recombinase assembly. The record is from RefSeq and is a predicted model, not a curated record. NCBI's taxonomy places the organism in Eukaryota, Metazoa, Chordata, Lepidosauria, Squamata, Anolidae. Gene Ontology annotation, cellular component: nucleus; condensed nuclear chromosome. Gene Ontology annotation, molecular function: ATP-dependent DNA damage sensor activity; ATP hydrolysis activity; DNA strand exchange activity.